AUGGUCAAAGCAUUAAUCGCAAUUACAUCUUACAACGAGCCAUUCUACGAUGAUGGUGCCAAAACCGGCCUCUUUGUUAGUGAGGCUUUAGAGCCAUUCUUGGAGUUUGCUCAAAAGGGGUAUGAUAUCACAUUUGCCUCAGAGACUGGUACAUUUGGUUAUGAUGAACACAGCUUGUCCAAAGACUUUUUACAAGGAAAGGCAAGAGAAGUGUAUGAGGAUAAGGACUCUGCAUAUAACAAGACAAUUGCACAAAUCAAAAAGGCAUCAGAUUUAGUGGAUACAAAGUUUGACGUUUUCUUUGCCGCUGGCGGUCACGGUGCAAUCUUUGACUUUCCAAAAGCCACUGACUUGCACAAGAUUGCUGCAAAGACUUGGGAAAACGGCAAUGUCGUUAGUGCUGUUUGCCACGGACCUGCCAUCUUUGAAAACUUGAACCUCUCCAAUGGCGAGCCAUUGAUCAAGGGUAGGAAGAUUACCGGAUUCACCGAUAUCGGAGAAGAGCAGUUGGGCGUACAAGAUAUCAUCAAAAAGGACAAUUUGUUGACAGUACCCCAGGUUGCCAAGAAAGAAGGUGCUGAGUAUGUUGAGCCAAAGGGUCCCUGGGAUAACUUCACAGUAAGUGAUGGCAAGUUGAUUACAGGUGUUAAUCCCCAAUCAGCUGUGGAAACUGCCAGAAAGAUUUUUGUUGCAGUUGAAUCGGUCAACAAUUGA
This is a messenger RNA of Lodderomyces elongisporus, 714 nucleotides long. Its product is annotated as glutathione-independent methylglyoxalase. The record is from RefSeq and is a predicted model, not a curated record. Gene Ontology annotation, molecular function: glyoxalase III activity. NCBI's taxonomy places the organism in Eukaryota, Fungi, Ascomycota, Pichiomycetes, Serinales, Debaryomycetaceae. Gene Ontology annotation, cellular component: cytoplasm. The transcript has a single exon. The coding region runs from base 1 to 714 and encodes 237 amino acids.